This is a messenger RNA of Gadus morhua (Atlantic cod), 882 nucleotides long. RefSeq names its product cornifelin homolog. The record is from RefSeq and is a predicted model, not a curated record. The transcript has 4 exons. Bases 144 to 608 code for a protein of 154 amino acids. NCBI's taxonomy places the organism in Eukaryota, Metazoa, Chordata, Actinopteri, Gadiformes, Gadidae.
AAACUUGUUUGAAGGUGGGAAGCCACAUCCUGAGACUGCUACGAUAGACUCUGGGGACAUAAACAGUUGCUUGUUCAGACAAAUGCGCAAUCUAAGUUGCAUCUCCACAUUAAGGCUGACAUUUGCUCUGUUCAAAAGCAGCCAUGGCGAUGAUCCAACAACAGGUGAUGACCAACCAGCCCAGUGUGGUGGUGACCUCGGCUUUCGAGCCGGGGAGGGAGAUGUGGUCAUCCAGCUUGUGCAACUGCUGUGACGACAUGGAGAUAUGCUGCCUUGGAUUUUGGUGCCCGUGCGUCCUGCCCUGUAGGGUCAGCGCAGACCACGGCGAGGGUCUGUGUCUCCCCCUGCUGGAGUGUUGGAGCGGCGUAGUGCCAGCCGUGUCCCUGGGCCUCCGGAUCUCCGUGAGAGAGCGCUACCGCAUAAGGGGCUCCAUUUGUGACGACUGCUGUAUCGUCACGUUCUGCGGCAUAUGCUCAUACUGUCAGCUGGCACGGGAACUCAAGGAACGCCGGUGCCGUCACACACAGGUCAUCUCCUCCACCACCGUGCAGGUCAACUCGAAUCCUUCGGCAUAUUACCCUGUCCAAGGCUACGGUCCCCCACAAUAAUAGGCAGGACCCAAGGCUUUAUACUUGAUAAUAAGGUGUGCAAUUGUAUUGCUGUGGAGCUUUUUUGGGAAAUGUUUGCUUAGAGCCGGUGGGGCAUGGUGUGUGUGUGUGCGUGUGUGUGUGUGUGUGUGUGUGUGUGUGUGUGUGUGUGUGUGUGUGUGUGUGUGUGUGUGUGUUUGUACGUGUGUGUGUUCUUUUGAAAGUCUUUGGUUUUGAUGUGUUAAAGUAUAGAGCGUUGCCUGCAUGUAUGAUAAUAAAAGUUUGUCCAAAAAUA